AUGGACACAAAUUUGCCACCAACAGCACCACCAGCAUCCGCUUUUGAGCCGCCAAUGAGUCCGCCGUCCAAGCCAUCUAAGGGGGCCCAAAUUAUAGUCCUAAAAAAGGCAGGUGCGGAAUUUGUAGGAACAUUCAUAUUGGUAUUCGCAGCAGCAGCCGGGCCAAUAGUAGACCAAAAAUACAAUGGUGUGGAGACAUUGUUAGGAAAUGCAGCAUGUUCUGGGCUAGCAGUAAUGAUAUUAGUCCUAUCAAUUGGUCACAUUUCCAAAGCCCAUUUAAACCCAGCAGUAACACUAGCAUAUGCGGCCCUAGGACAUUUUCCAUGGGCCCAAGUACCCAUUUUUAUAGUUGCUGAAGUUAGUGGAUCCAUCUUUGCUUCAUUGUUGCUGAAAGCUGCUUACAAUCCUUUCAUGUCUGGUGGUGUUACCAUGCCUUCUGUUAGCGUUAGACAGGCUUUUUUGUUGGAGUUUCUUGCUACUUUUGUCCUUAUGUUUGUCAUUAUUGCCGUCGCUACCGAUUCUACUGCUGUUGGAGAAUUAGCAGGGGUUGCAAUUGGAGGCGCUGUCAUGCUUGACAUACUCAUCGUUGGGCCAGCGACGGGUGCAUCGAUGAAUCCAGCAAGAACACUAGGACCAGCCAUAGCAACGGGAAGGUAUAACGGAAUAUGGAUAUACAUGGUGGCUCCGCCCAUGGGUGCUGUUGUUGGUGCAGCCGUUUAUGCACUCAUUAAGCUUCCUAGCAAAGACGAAGGCGGGGAUUAAAGGCGAAUAUUGCUAGCACAUCUAGUAACAUAAAGAAACUCAAUAAUAAUAAUUAUAGCACGUAGAACAUACGUAUGCAGUAUAUAUUAUUUAUUGGGUCAAGACCUUUAAAAUAUAGUCGGAGAUUAAUCAACAGCAAACAUGUAAAAUCA
This is a messenger RNA of Amaranthus tricolor (Joseph's coat), 914 nucleotides long. RefSeq names its product probable aquaporin NIP5-1. The coding region runs from base 1 to 762 and encodes 253 amino acids. The record is from RefSeq and is a predicted model, not a curated record. Gene Ontology annotation, cellular component: membrane. Gene Ontology annotation, biological process: transmembrane transport. Gene Ontology annotation, molecular function: channel activity. The transcript is spliced from 4 exons. NCBI's taxonomy places the organism in Eukaryota, Viridiplantae, Streptophyta, Magnoliopsida, Caryophyllales, Amaranthaceae.